GGGUCUAUACAAUGCAUUCGUCACCAUGUCGACCGGGUUCCCCAUUCCCACUCCGGGAGAUCCGUCGCAGAUGAUUGACCUAUCUACCGGCCUAUCUAACUUAUCUCCCUUGGCUCCACCGCACACCGAGCACGCUGGAUCUGGAAUAUGUUGGGGGGCCAUAAUCAUUCGUCGUUUUCUUCUUUUCUGUCUCUUUCCAAAUUAUCAUCUCGGUCCGGUGUCAACGAGGGAUUUUCUUUCUUUCUCUUUUUUUUUGGUGCCGAGCAUUUACGGCCGUUGUGUCUUUUCCCAUUCUGCCGGUUGCCGCUGCUCCUGUCGUCUGGUAUUCAAAUCCCAUUGCAAUUCGUUGCUGGCCCUGCGUCAGCCCCUGUCGUGCAUAGCAACUCACCCCUUAUUAUUAGUCCCCUCAGUGAUACCUGUAACAAAUACCCAGACGAUGAAAACAAAACACUCUCCAUGUCAAUACGGGAUGAGAAUCUUUUUGGGAGGCUAGCACGGUAAGACCUGUGCACUAAAGGGGAUACAACAACAAACAUACUGCGACUAGACAUGGGCUUGGCUGGCUUGGUCAGUCACAACAUCAAAUAUAUUGCAUAUGGAUAGAUAGUGCUCUCGUUGCUCAUC
Kockovaella imperatae is the source of this 624-nucleotide messenger RNA. RefSeq lists its product as hypothetical. The transcript has a single exon. The record is from RefSeq and is a predicted model, not a curated record. The coding region runs from base 26 to 493 and encodes 155 amino acids. NCBI's taxonomy places the organism in Eukaryota, Fungi, Basidiomycota, Tremellomycetes, Tremellales, Cuniculitremaceae.